UACAGUACACGCCGUGAAAACCAACUGUAAACAAAUGUCAGUCGGUCAUCAAGUAGAUAACACGGGGAUUUGUAUGUCAAAGUUGUCGCGUCAUUGAGUCUCAGCCAUAGGUAUAUACCACCGUAAAAUACGGGGGAAACCAGUAACCGAUCGCGAGUAGUGAUGGUUUUUUAGAUUGAUCGGGAAAGUCUUCAGUAAAACGUUAUACGGGAACGGAGGGUAACUCCGGAUCUAACAUGGAUGCUCGUCCUCAGCAAACGUCUUCUCUCGUUUUCUAUGUGAAUGGGAAAAAGUAAAACAUUAUACGGGAACGAAGGGUAACUCCGGAUCUAACAUGGAUGUUCUUCCUCAGCGAACGUCUUCUCUCGUUUUCUAUGUGAAUGGGAAAAAGGUUGUUGAUCCUGAUCCCGAUCCAGAGACUACUCUUCUUCAGUUUUUACGCACAAAACUACGAUUGACAGGGACAAAGCUCGGCUGUGGGGAGGGAGGAUGUGGUGCGUGCACAGUGAUGGUCUCCGCGUGCGACACUGUUAGCAACCAGGUCAGGCAUUUUUCUGUCAAUGCAUGCUUGGCGCCGAUUUGUUCACUGCACGGUCUAGCCAUUACGACAGUGGAGGGUAUAGGUAGCAUCAAACAUGGACUCCAUCCGGUCCAAGAGAAAAUAGCCAAAGCUCAUGGGUCACAGUGCGGGUUCUGCACCCCUGGAAUCGUCAUGUCCAUGUACACCCUCCUAAGGAAUAUCACCAACCCUAGCAUGAAGGACAUGGAAAGUGCUUUUGAAGGUAAUUUGUGUAGGUGCACAGGUUACAGACCUAUACUUGAAGGGUUUAAGUCCUUCACAAAGGAAGCCUGUGCCCUGGGUACGGCCUGUUGUCGGAACCAGACUAAAUCAAAUGGAGAUAGCAAUUCAGACCGACGGACGGUGAAUGGUUCGGUCGUCAGCACGUGUAAUGGUGACGCUCUGGCAUUGGUUAACGGAAACGGAUUUGUGGAUCACCAGGCGAUGACCAAUGGAGACAACCAGACAACAGACCUCUUGCCAGCAGACUCAACACAAGACCCGAUCUUUCCACCGCAACUUAGGACAAGUGAGUAUGAUGACCAGUUCCUCUACUACAAAGGGGAGAGGGCAGUCUGGUAUAGGCCAACAUCACUGGACCAGCUGCUAGAACUUAAGGCUGUGCACCCAACUGCAAAACUGGUAAUCGGCAACACAGAAAUCGGAGUUGAAAUAAAGUUCAAGAACAUGCAUUACCCUGUAAUGAUUGCGCCUACUCACAUACCAGAGCUACGGAGUGUGGUCACUGUCGGUGAUGGCAUCCUAUUUGGGGCCUCUGUCACUCUCACCCAGCUUAAUGAAACUCUCAACGGUGCUAUAGACACAAUGCCAGAACACAAGACUGGUAUAUUCAAAGCUAUUGUGGAAAUGUUACGCUGGUUCGCGGGUCACCAAAUAAGGAAUGUUGCUGCUAUUGGAGGGAACAUCAUGACUGCCAGUCCGAUCUCCGACCUCAAUCCUCUGUUCAUGGCAGCCGGGGUUAUGUUACAAGUGGCCUCUAAAGGUGAAAGACGGACCAUUAAAAUGGACGAACAUUUCUUCCUUGGCUACCGGAGACCUGCAGUACAUGCUGAUGAAGUGUUGGUGUCAUUGACGAUCCCAUUUACACAGGAGGUCAGUCUAGUGAUAUUGUUUACGUGAUCCGGAAUCUAUUUAAUCUUCUAGCUUGCUAUUCUCCAUGAUUCCUGAUGUCGAUCAUUCAUCUUAAUGGCGUGAUCAUUUAUCAGAGUAAAAGGUGAUAUAAAAUAUGUGAUGAUAAGUCACAUUUGAUAUAAAGUUAAAAAAAUACUUUUAAGAAGCCUUUCUUUAAUUACUUUAUACAAAUCUCCCGUCUUCAUA
Mizuhopecten yessoensis (Yesso scallop) is the source of this 1897-nucleotide messenger RNA. RefSeq names its product xanthine dehydrogenase-like. The record is from RefSeq and is a predicted model, not a curated record. Gene Ontology annotation, molecular function: 2 iron, 2 sulfur cluster binding; oxidoreductase activity; FAD binding. The transcript is spliced from 14 exons. Bases 335 to 1699 code for a protein of 454 amino acids. NCBI's taxonomy places the organism in Eukaryota, Metazoa, Mollusca, Bivalvia, Pectinida, Pectinidae.